GUUAUUAUGAUUAAUAUUAUAAGCGGCACAAUUAUUUGUAAACAACUUUACAAGACUUGUUUUGAUUUUGACACUUCCUCAAAUACUGGCAGAAAUAUUUGGACCAAGUAACAAAGUCAGAGAUAAGUCUGUAGAAUGGCACUUCAUGAAUUUUUUUCAAGUUGCAAAACUGGAGAUUUUCAAAAAGUGAAGUUUCUGGUGGAAGAACGAGAAGUGGAAGUCAACUGUCGAGAUAAGUGGGACAGUACUCCUUUAUAUUAUGCAUGUCUGUGUGGCCAUAAAGAUGUUGUACAGUUUCUCCUGGAACAUGGAGCCAAAUGUGAGGCGAAUACGUUUGAUGGGGAACGUUGUCUGUAUGGUGCGCUGACCGACGAAAUCAAGAAAAUGCUCAAGAGCUUCUGCGUCAUCUCAUCAAGAACACUGAGGAGAAGUCUAUAUGAGGAAUUUCUACGAAAAAUGCUACAGAGUGCAGACGAUGCCGAUGUGACGUUCUCAGUCCACGGAGAGAGGUUCCCCGUCCACCGGUGUGUUCUGUGUGCACGCAGUACGUACUUCACCGAGCUGUUCAAAACACGAUGGAAGGACCGCAGUGAUAUAGACUUGAAACACGAACUGAUUUAUCCCUGGGCCUUUCAAGCUGUAUUACAGUAUCUAUACACUGGUCAUCUAGAGUGUCAUGUGGACAUGAUAGAUGAUUGUAUUCGAGUUGCCAAACAGUGCCAGCUGCUCACCUUGAUGAAUCAAAUAGAAGAAAAACUCAAAAAGAAGUUCUCGUUAGAAUCUCAAAAGCCUGGUGUUAGCAUUACGACAUUAAUGAUUGAGCCAGAAGAGAAUCUGUUUGAUCUACAGAUGGAUCUUGGUCAGCUGGCUGACUUGGCCUUGCCGUCUGAACUCAACACAUGGGUCAGCGGAGAACUGCCAUUUGAGCCAGAAAACAACCCUUUAUUUCCUGAUCUCUACUUCUCUGUGCAUGGCCAUGUCUUCAUGUGUCAUCAGGUAUUUUUCUGUGGGAGGAGCGAUUACUUCAAAGUUCUCCUAAACGAUCAUUUCGGCGAGACGACCGUGUAUGGUAAUAUUCCGGUGAUCAAGCUUCACGAUGUGUCUCCGAGCAUCUUCAUCCGAAUCCUCUACUAUGUCUAUCAGGACAGCUGCGAACUCACAACAGAUAACGUGUAUGAUGUUCUCUGUGCCGCUGAUUUGUACCUCCUGCCAGGACUGAAGAGACUGUGCGCCAACUACAUGACCAAGUUUCUUGAUGCUGAAAAUGUUGUUUCAAUCCUCAGAACGUCCAGGUUAUUCACACUGCCCCGGCUAGAGUCGCAGUGUGCAGAGUACAUAGCUAACAACUUGGAGAAGGUUAUUGAACAAGAAGAAUUUGCAGACCUUGUUCGUGAGGAUGCCUCCAAUCUGAAAGAGCGAGAAGAAGCGGACACAAUCGACAUCAUUGAUGAAGUCCGCUUCUACAUCACGAACUUCAUACAGACGUUCAGUGACAUGGAGGAGGCCAAUGACCGGUUGAAGGUCAUUGAUGACUUACUGGAAGAACUUGACUUAGAAGGAUAAAGUCAGGAUCAUUGAUGACUUACUGGAAGAACUUGACUUUGAACGAUAAAGUCAAGGCCAUUAACGACCUGAAAGAACUUAACUUUUAAUAAUGAAUUCAGUGUCAUUAAUAACCCACUGUAAAAAAAAAUUUGACAUUGAUAAUGUACAGGAAGAACAUGACCUUCAAAGGUUAAGUCAAGGUCAUUAGUGAUUUUGCUUGAAGAACUUGACUUUCAUGGAUAAAUUAAUCAAAAUCGUU
Messenger RNA from Gigantopelta aegis, 1804 nucleotides. RefSeq names its product ankyrin repeat and BTB/POZ domain-containing protein 1-like. The record is from RefSeq and is a predicted model, not a curated record. The transcript is spliced from 12 exons. Gene Ontology annotation, cellular component: cytoplasm; ubiquitin ligase complex. Lineage: Eukaryota; Metazoa; Mollusca; Gastropoda; Neomphalida; Peltospiridae. Gene Ontology annotation, molecular function: protein binding. The coding region runs from base 136 to 1563 and encodes 475 amino acids.